Nerophis ophidion (straightnose pipefish) is the source of this 1358-nucleotide messenger RNA. It is a transcript of the gene sec22c, whose product is annotated as SEC22 homolog C, vesicle trafficking protein. NCBI's taxonomy places the organism in Eukaryota, Metazoa, Chordata, Actinopteri, Syngnathiformes, Syngnathidae. The transcript is spliced from 7 exons. Gene Ontology annotation, biological process: endoplasmic reticulum to Golgi vesicle-mediated transport. Bases 239 to 1153 code for a protein of 304 amino acids. The record is from RefSeq and is a predicted model, not a curated record.
CAUCACUUCCGGUUAGCCAGCACGCUAGCCUGCCGCUAAUAACAAUAACGUCUGUUGUCGUCAAAACAAGAUUUUAUUGUUUUUUUUUAGCUUCGUCUGGUUAUUAAAUGAACAAAUGUAAACUCACACAUGUCAUACGUGAUGUUUGUACUUUAAACUGAUGGCGUUGUGCGCUUAAAGCAGCAAGGUGCAGGAUGGAAGUUUUGACUUUAAGGAGGUGGAGAGUUGUUGCCGGACCAUGUCCCUGAUCCUGUUCGUUUUGGUGGUCCGGGUCAGAGACGGACUCCCUCUGUCGGCGUCCACGGACUUCGAGCACAAUGUUGAGCUCCAGGAGAGGAAGCAGCAGCUGAGGACCAUCAGCAGGACUCUGGCCGCCUUCCCAGAGAGGACUAGUAUGAAAGGCCAGGAGCUGGACAUCCACCUGCUGUCGUGGGAGGGCGUGUCCUACAUGAGUGUGUGUCACUGCAGCAUGUCCCUCGCCAAGGUCUUUUGCUUCCUGGAAGAUCUUCGCUGGGAGUUCUCAGCCUGCUACAAACCAAACCUGGUCGCCUUGGCAACCAGACCGUAUCCCUUCCUACACUUUGACGACAUCAUCCAGAAGCUGAAGCAGCAAUACGAGCAAAAAGGCGGUCCCGCUCUGCAGGUCACUCUGACCGAGGUCCAGGAGGACUUGAGGCUCCGCCCACCACAGAUCGUCUCCCUGGAGGAGGUGGCGCUCACCAACGGUGCAGCAAACGGACACGCGGAGCAACUUCAAUCUUCUGGCCAGUGCACCAAACUGGAAGCAGUGACGGCGCCCGGCAUCCUCGCGCUGGUCCUCAACAUCAUGUGUGCGUCUUUGAACCUCAUCCGCGCCGUGCACCUCUUAGAACACACAUUCCAGGACGACCAGGACAACGUUUGGAACGUGGCGGCCUUCCUGCUGGCGUUCGUGUGCGGCGCGGUCCAGUGUCACCUGUACCUCUUCCAUUCCCGCCACAAGACGGCGAAGAGCGCGGUGCUGCUGAGCGCGGUGGUGGCCUGCAACCUCUUCCUGCUGGGCCUGAGGAACGCCUGGCAGGUGGCGUUCCACGUGGGCGUGGCCUCGCUGGCCACCGUCCUCAUCGCCACGCGCAGAGUCCGCCGAGACCGCAGCCACGACUGCGGCGUGUGACCUCCGACCUCCAGCGUCGGAGGCAUCAGACGUGAUGGAUUGCUAGGGACGGGACUAAUUCCUGACGUGGACAGACUGCAUCAGCAGGGGGCGCUGUGGCUCAAACUACGCCUAAAUGUUCUUCAUCUGGGACAAAAAGGCAAAUCUGGCUUGUUUUGCUUUAUCUUCUAAGAUAUUCAAACGUAUUUUCGGUUCAGGGCAAUUU